AUGAAAGAAUCAAGAAAUGCACCAGGGGAAGAUAGAAUCAGUAUGUUACCUGGUGGACUGAUUCACCAUAUUCUGUCUUUCAAUGAUACUAAAUAUGCUGUUCAGACUAGUGUGUUGUCGAAACGAUGGAUCCAUAUUUGGAAAUCUCUACCUGUUCUGGAAUUCAAUAGGAGUUUGUUUUCUCGUGAGAAUACUAAGAAAUUCAUAGAAUUUGUUUACAUGGUAUUCAUGUUUCGCGAUGACACCGAUCUUCUGAAGUUUAGUCUGGAUUGGGACUCUGAGUAUGAUAAUACAGUGAUUAUGAAUGUUAAUAGAUGGAGCCUUUUUGCCGUCAAGUAUAAUGUUCAAGAAAUAAGUUUAGUGAUUGAGGAAUUGCAUAGUGGGGCAUAA
Messenger RNA from Papaver somniferum (opium poppy), 390 nucleotides. RefSeq names its product F-box/LRR-repeat protein At3g58930-like. Bases 1 to 390 code for a protein of 129 amino acids. Gene Ontology annotation, molecular function: protein binding. The transcript has a single exon. The record is from RefSeq and is a predicted model, not a curated record. Lineage: Eukaryota; Viridiplantae; Streptophyta; Magnoliopsida; Ranunculales; Papaveraceae.